Messenger RNA from Oncorhynchus kisutch (coho salmon), 4370 nucleotides. Its product is annotated as homer protein homolog 2. Bases 532 to 1602 code for a protein of 356 amino acids. Gene Ontology annotation, biological process: G protein-coupled glutamate receptor signaling pathway. The record is from RefSeq and is a predicted model, not a curated record. Gene Ontology annotation, molecular function: G protein-coupled glutamate receptor binding. NCBI's taxonomy places the organism in Eukaryota, Metazoa, Chordata, Actinopteri, Salmoniformes, Salmonidae. The transcript has 9 exons.
GGUGGACGCCGCACUGUGUCGCUACUGCUGCUCUCUGCCUGCCUCUCACGAAACACUAACCCAUUGGGGAGAGAGCUGAGAGCGCAGAUCCGAGGCAAGGCAACUCCAGCGCAGCAGUCAAGGAAUAUUCAGCGAACAUCAUAACUUAUUAUUUUUUGAAAGCACAGCGUUUAUCAGCUUUGCGGCUGCGGAUAGAAGACGCGGAACGGGUGGGAUCGUCACCGAGUUGUCACCUCGUCUGAAUAAAUAAGUUAGGCUAAUGAAAUGGCAUUAGGUUUUUCUGUGUACGCUUGACUAUCAGGAGAAUCGAAACGCCGCUCAGCUCGCGAGGGAGUGCAGGGAUCAUAUUUCCCUACUCUCUGUGAUCGCAUUACUUGCUCGCAGCCGAUACCCUGGAAUGGACUUAUCCAAUAGCUAAUGCCAAGACUGGAUCUAUUUUAAUAACAUUGUUUUUAAAGACACUGCGUUUUUUUAAAGUUCGCUUCUUCUAACCUUUUUAUAAUUGAAGGGUUGUCCCAAAACUCCGCGGCAAUGGGGGAGCAGCCAAUCUUCACCACCAGGGCCCAUGUGUUCCAGAUUGACCCGACCACCAAGAAGAACUGGGUCCCAGCCAGCAAACAGGCAGUCACUGUUUCCUACUUCUACGACUCCACACGCAACAGCUACCGCAUCAUCAGUGUAGAUGGAUCCAAGGUAGGGGUGAUCAUCAACAGCACCAUCACCCCAAACAUGACCUUCACCAAGACCUCCCAGAAGUUUGGCCAAUGGGCUGACAGCAGAGCCAACACAGUGUUCGGACUGGGGUUCGCCUCCGAGCAGCAGCUGGCCAAGUUUGCUGAGAAGUUCCAGGAAGUGAAGGAAGCAGCGAAGCUGGCCAGGGACAAGUCACAGGAGAAGAUGGAGACAUCGAGUAACAAUUCCCAGGAGUCGGGUCGUGAGACCCCCUCGUCCACCCAGGCCUCAAGCAUCAACGGGACGGACGAUGAGAAGAUCUCCCACGGAGGACCGGAGACCGCAGCGCUGAUGAGCGAGAAUGACAAACUCAAGACCACUGUGGAACAGAGUAACACCAAUGCUAAGAAGUUGGAGACAGAACUCCAGACUCUACGGGACAGUAAUGCUCGGCUGGUAGACUCGCUAACGGAGUCCUCUGCUAACGUAGAGAUCUGGAAGAAACAACUCGACACCUGCAAGGAGGAGAGCGACACGCUGAGGGAAAAGAUAGCAGAGUUGGAGUCUCAGUGUGAAAAGGCCAACGUGGAGAAGGAGAGGAACUCUAAGCUGACUGUACGAGUUCAGGAGCUGGAGACGGAGCUGCAGGACAAGGAACAGGAACUGGAGAACCUGAGGAAGCAAGCGGAGAUCAUCCCUCAACUCAUGGCAGAGUGUGAGAGCAUCACAGAGAAACUACAGGCUGCUGAGGUGAAGAACAAGGACCUGGAGGAUAGGAUGGAGGGUCUUCAGGUCGACAUCGAGGACAGCCAGUCCAGGCAGGGCAACAUGAAGGGAGAGCUGAAGAAGUUCAUGGACGUCCUGGAUGGGAAGAUUGAUGAGCUGCACGAGUUCAGGCAGGGCCUGUCCAAACUAGGGCUGGAUAACUGAGGGAGGAAGAGACAGAGGAGAGAGGGAUGGAGGGAGGGAUGACCGGUUAGAGAUGGGAGGUUUUAUAAAUACCUUCAGGACAGGACUCUGUGGUGCCACGCCCCCAAAGUGGAGACCACACUGAAUCAAUCAGGGGGGGGGGGGGGGUUGAGAGAGGCCAGGGCAGACAGGGGAUCACCUGAUGGUUCCAUCUGGUGUAUCAGUCAGUCAGUGUUCUGGAACUAGAACCUAGAGUCUUCUCUCUGGUUACUGCUCUGUCUCUGUGGGGGGAGACAGGUUCCAGUUCUAGAACAGGUGACAGGUUCUAUAGUUCUGUCUGUUGUUUCUACAGGCUGAACUAAGAGGGAAGAAAGGGUUUAAAAAGGGCUACAUGUAUUUAAACUACAGCUAAUGCAGUACUACAACAGAUACGUAAUGAUCCCACACUAUCCUACUGGUCUCUUUAUGACAUGAGGGAAAUAUAGAAGAUAUAUACUUGUCUUUAUAUUAUUGCUUCAUGUCGAUCUCAGGUGUGUUUAAAGACAGUUUGUUACUUGUUAAUAUGCGCAUACACGACAAAUACAUGACACGGCGGUGUCAUCAAGUGCCUCAGGAGAACCGGCCAAACUAGACGGAUGAUGACCAUGCAUCACCAUAGUAACGCACUAAUUAAAUAUUGCUAUGAAAAUUAAACAUGUUUAAACCAUUAUUUAAGGAAUCCUAGUAGUGUGACAACCACAACAGGACAACCACCACAACAACAACAGCCACCACAACAAUGACUACAACAGGACAACAACAACACGACGACAACAACAGGACAAUAACAACAGGAUGACAACAACAACAGGACAACAAAAGAAUAAUAACAUCAACAACAGAACAAUAACAACAACAGGACAAUAACAUCAACAACACGACGACGACAACAACAACAGGACAAUAACAACAACAGGACAAUAACAUCGACGACGACGACAACAACAACAGAACAAUAACAACAACAGGACAAUAACAUCAACAACACGACGACGAUGACGACAACAACAGCAGGACAAAAUGAGAAGAAGAGGAGAAUAAAGGAGGAAAAUCUUGUUUGAAAAAAGUAGUUCUGUUGAUGAUGUCAUAAUGACGAGACCGUGAAAGGGAAUGAACAGAUGUUUGGUUCAAUAACAGACGUUUCAAGGAUUUGAAGGGUUUCGGUAAAACAUGAACGUUUUGAAUCUGCAGCACUGUAAUGUAAUGCGCAUAAGAAAUGAAGACGAGGCUCCUUUUUAGAGAUGUGAAUAGAUGAAACCAGGACUUUAUAGUCCGAGGAGGCAGAGAAACCCUAAACUAUGCUAGAUAACCCAUUUGUAACGAGUGCAAUGUUUAAUGAGGAUUUUGCAUGUGUGUAAUACUUCAUAUUUCUUUCUGUCAGUUUUCUAGAACAAAUGUAUGAAGUAUGUCUUUAAAAUCUGUUGUUCAUAUAGGAUAUGUGCUUCCUCCACUACUUUGGUCUGUUUGUUUUAUUAGUCUGGUCAGUGGGGAUAUUUUAGGGGGGACUUGGUUGUUGCUGCUGGCUGGGUGAACUAUAAACUAGGAACUAUGGGAAAGAAUACUUAAUGAAAACAACACAUGAUCUGGGCCUUUAAAUCAACCUUGUGAGAUCUCUUUAGUUUGACUUAUUUAUGAGAACAACACAGGAUCUGGGCCUUUAAAUCAACCCUGUGAGAUCUCUUUAGUUUGACUUAUUUAUGAGAACAACACAUGAUCUGGGCCUUUAAAUCAACCCUGUGAGAUCGCUUUAGUUUGACUUAUUUAUGAGAACAACACAUGAUCUGGGCCUUUAAAUCAACCCUGUGAGAUCGCUUUAGUUUGACUUAUUUAUGAGAACAACACAGGAUCUGGGCCUUUAAAUCAACCCUGUGAGAUCGCUUUAGUUUGACUUAUUUAUGAGAACAACACAUGAUCUGGGCCUUUAAAUCAACCCUGUGAGAUGUCUUUAGUUUGACUUAUUUAUGAGAACAACACAUGAUCUGGGCCUUUAAAUCAACCCUGUGAGAUCUCAUUAGUUGGACUUAUUUAUGAGAACAACACAUGAUCUGGGCCUUUAAAUCAACCCUGUGAGAUCGCUUUAGUUUGACUUAUUUAUGAGAACAACACAUGAUCUGGGCCUUUAAAUCAACCCUGUGAGAUCGCUUUAGUUUGACUUAUUUAGCUGAUUUUCUGUGUGUUUGUGCCUAUCACAGUUAGUCUCUCUCUCUCUCUAUGGAAGUGGCCCCAGUAUAUAUGACAACAUUACCUUAAUGUGUGGAUGUUUCUCUACAGAUUAUAUUAUAUGUACCCAUUUUUCUGGGCUCAACUUUUAUAUAAUAUAAUAUUUUGGGAGCGGGUAUGGUGUGAUGAUAUUAUAUAGUCCCCUCUGUUGAAAAACAAAACGCACCCAGAAGUCUACCUUUUACAGAACGCAGUCAUGAUGAAUUGUAUUUGAAUAUUGUACAACAGACACAUCUUGUUGUGGGACAUCGGUGAGUAACACCAUGAUACAAGUGGAUAGAUUUCUAUCACUUGUUUUGAGAAAUGUUUUCACAAGAUGGGAGUGUGUCUACGGACGGACUAUAUAACUUUCCCCUGUUCCUCAUGUAACCACGACAUCCUCUGUGUGUACAGACUUCCAAUAGGCUGAACCUGAACCAUAUAGCACCUUCUCCUUCCUGUCAAUCAAAAUGACUCCACUUCUGUGACUCCUGGUCAAUAUUGUACCAUAUAGAAUUGACAGUUGUUAAAAUAUAGUUUAAUUACAAAUA